Molecule: messenger RNA, 2187 nt
Organism: Effrenium voratum
Lineage: Eukaryota; Dinophyceae; Suessiales; Symbiodiniaceae
Source: the annotation of a GenBank genome assembly
AUGGCAAACCUGGAUUUGCGGAAGGAGCUGCGGAGCUUCGUGGGGCAGGUCUUGCGGGAAGGUGGCGACCCCUCCGGACGCAAAAAGGGCAAGGGCAAAGGGAAGUCUGGCAAAGGGCUUUCCAAGGGAGCCAAAGGAGGCAAAGGAGGCAAGGGUUCCAAGGGUGGCAAAGGCGGCAAAGGCGGCAAGGGCGGUAAGGGUGGCAAGGCCAAGGGCGCUGGCGGCAAAGGCCGCACGAUUGGCGAGUGGCCCACUGCCCGGCCCUCUAGACGGCUGCAGAGGCGCGAGCAGCGGAAGGAGAAGAAGGCGCGGCGGGCGCACUACUUCGGGCAACGCCCAGAUGAGGUGGAGAAUACGAAAGCCGGGCCAAAACCAAAGGCGAAGGCGGGAGCCGAAAGGCCCAGCAAAAGAGCUCGAAAGGAGGAGGAGGAUGAGGAAGUCACCUCAGAAGAAGAGGGCGAUCAUGAGGAGGGUGACACAAACCCACAGCAAAAGGAAGACGAAGGCGGCCAGGACUCUGAAGGUGCUGAGUCAGAGGAGCAGGUCAGCGAUGAGAGCGAACCUGAUGCCGAAGUUCCUGAUCAGGAUGCGGAUGAAGGCACCCCUAAAAAGGCAAGAACGGGUUCCUAUGUGCCGCCACAUCUGCGGGGCAAAGACGAGCUCCAAUCUCAGCGCCAGCUCCAGGGCAUACUGAACCGUGUCUCGGAAGGGAACUUGGAGCCGAGUUGCAACGAGAUUCUAAAGAUCUUGAGCCAACUGGUGCCAGAAGUGGGUUCCGUCAAGGCUGCGGGCAUGUUCAACGAGGCGCUGGUGCCCGCUGCAGUCACUGAUCCACACAUCUCGGUGCUUGUGCUGGGCUGCUUCGCUGCCUUGGUGGCCGCCUGCCACGUCAUAUUUGGACAGUCGUUUGGAGCUUCAGCUCUCACCAAGAGCGCGGAACUACUUCAGGACAAGUUCCAGUCUGCGGGGGCUGGUGUGGAUGAGCCAGAUGCCAUCAAUGCUGAUGCGCGCAUCACGAAGAACUGCGUGGUUUUUUGCAUGCUUUUCUUCAGCUUCGGCAUGCUGCCAGGGAGCGUAGUGUUUGACUUUGUACAGUUUGUGCUGAAAAAGCCAGUUGGAGAACUUUCGGUUGAGCUUGCCCUCACGAUCUUGCGAUACGGUGGUCGGCAAUUGCGGUCUGAGUGUCCAGAGGACUUCCGUGCAGUGCUGCGCUUUGCCUCCGCCGAAGCAAGUGCGGCCAGGGAAGCUGCGUCAGAAGGCUCUGAAAUGCAAUCUCGACUGGACUACCUGCUGAAAGAGUUGGCCGAUUUGAAGAACAACAAGGUAUCCUUUGCGGUCAUGGACCGCUUCAACCAGACCCGUGGCUGGCUGCAGUCGACGCCCGUGCUGAAGGGCCGCAAAGUGAGCGACCACGUUCUGCCGGUGCCUUUCCGGGUCCUUCACGAUGCGAUCCCCGGCAACUGGCCGCGGCUGCAGGAGACGGCUGGCGUCGUUCGCUCCCAGGUGAGGGCCGCAGCCGAUCCGCUGCGCGAGGCCGCCGUCGCGCAGCGUCUGACUUCAGAGCUGCGGCAGGGGCUCUUUGUGGCGCUCAUGGGCGCGGAGGACUGCGAAGAUGCGGUGGAGAGGCUGAUGACGGUGGCGUCGGUGAAGACCGGCCAUGCUGAGACGUGCAUUGUGCUAUUCCACUGCGCCGUGCGGGAGCAGAAGCCGAAUGCGUUCUAUGCUCAUGUGGCGAAUGCUCUCUGCAGCCAAGCCGCUCCGGCUGGCAAGCGCUUCUCCCAUGGCAUGAAGCGGGCAGCGGUACAGCACAUCCAGCAAGCUCACACCUACGGAGUUCGAGCAGCAGUUUGCCUGGCCGAGCUUUGUGCAGCCCUGAUGGUGUCCUCCAGCGUGGGACUGUCUUUGUCGGUCGUCCGCUUCACGCGCUUUGGGGAUGGUCAAGGCAUGCGCGGAGUUCUGGGGCUCUUCCUCAGGCACCUGGUUGAGUCGUUGCUGCUGCGAGCCAGCGGACAGGUCGAGUCUCUCUUCGCGCCGCUGCGAAAGUAUGAGGAUGUCCGCGAGGGCAUGCUGCUGAUCUUGGACGGACAGGUUCGCCCCCGGCUCCCUCCCCAGAAAAAGAACCCCGCGGCCUGGGAGAAUUUCCGGCUCGCGAGACGGGAGGUGACCAUGCGAGGAGCGGUGGACUAA